UCAUUUUUAUGUUUAAGUUACAGGCAAUUACGUUCUUCCAAAAGAUGCCACGAUUUUGAUAGUUCCAUUCCUGGUACAUCGUGCAGAAAAAUAUUACCCGAAUCCACUAGUUUUUAAUCCAGACAAUUUUCUACCGGAUAAAAUGCGGCAGAGAAAUCCUUACGCUUUUAUUCCCUUCAGUGCCGGGCCGAGGUCGUGUUUGGGACGAAAGUACGCAAUGCUGAAAAUGAAGAUCUUGCUCUCCACGAUAUUAAGGAAAUAUCGUAUUACUUCUGACGUGGCAUAUCAAAAUUUUUCUUUGCUAGCAGAGAUUACCCUGAAAAGGGGAGACGGAUUCAACAUCAAGAUCGAGCCGCGUAAAACCGCAUCUCAGACAGGAGAUACCAUCUCCUCAUAGGAAUGAAAAAAUACAAAUAUGGCAAUGUGUAUAAGUGUGUGCGUGUGUAUGUAUAUAAAUGUAAGCCUUGACA
Messenger RNA from Dinoponera quadriceps, 470 nucleotides. Its product is annotated as cytochrome P450 4g15-like. The record is from RefSeq and is a predicted model, not a curated record. Gene Ontology annotation, molecular function: iron ion binding; monooxygenase activity; oxidoreductase activity, acting on paired donors, with incorporation or reduction of molecular oxygen. The transcript has 2 exons. Bases 143 to 397 code for a protein of 84 amino acids. Lineage: Eukaryota; Metazoa; Arthropoda; Insecta; Hymenoptera; Formicidae.